UUCAAUCUUUUUUAAGUGUCUUGUCAGAAAACGAGCUAUUUAAGAGUAGCAUGAUCUAGUCAUAAACCAACUAGCUUUAACUUAAAACAAGAUAGGCACGGUGUGUUGGAUCCUUUCAAGCAGAUGAAGGAUCUCAACCAGCUCAAGAAUCAACUGGAAGAUAUCCAGAAGCGUGUGGAGACUGAAUUUGCAGCAGGAAUUCCACAGGGGGGCUCUGUGCUGGCAUCUCCCUUUUUGAAGGGGUUCCUGGCCGGGUACGUGGUGGCCAAGCUCCGCUCCUCAGCUAUCAUAGGAGUGCUACUAGGAACAUUGACAGGCAUCUAUGCUGCACAGAACUAUCAGGUGCCCAACAUUGACAGCACUCUGAAGGACUAUAUGAGUUUUUUUAGAAAAGGACCAAAGUAA
This is a messenger RNA of Oncorhynchus nerka (sockeye salmon), 405 nucleotides long. RefSeq names its product SLC35A4 upstream open reading frame protein-like. The transcript has 3 exons. The record is from RefSeq and is a predicted model, not a curated record. Lineage: Eukaryota; Metazoa; Chordata; Actinopteri; Salmoniformes; Salmonidae. Bases 124 to 405 code for a protein of 93 amino acids.